UACUUCUCUUUCUUACUCACCCUAUUUCAUACCAAAACCCAAAAUUUCUCCUAUUCAUAAUCCCAAUUCUCCCUCUUCACCAAUCAUAAACGAAAGCCCUAAUCCCCAAUUAUCUUUCACUCUCUUUCUCUCUCGGCGAUUCAUCUCUCUUGAAUCCAAUCCAUGGCACCUAUGGGUCCCGGCUUCCGAUUCCACCCCACCGACGAAGAGCUGGUGGUGUUCUACCUGAAGCGCAAGAUCACCGGAAACCUGUCCCGGUACGACCACAUCGCAGUGGUUGAUGUCUACAAGCUCGAGCCCUGGGACCUUCCCCCUCUGUCGAAGCUCAAGACCAAGGACUUGGAAUGGUACUUCUUUAGCGUGCUGGACCGCAAGUAUGGAAAUGGCUCCAGGACCAACCGCGCCACCGAGAAGGGCUACUGGAAGACCACGGGAAAGGACCGCCCUGUGGCCCAUGGCGACCGCACCGUGGGGAUGAAGAAGACCCUCGUGUACCACAUCGGUCGAGCCCCACAUGGCCGUCGCACCAAUUGGGUCAUGCACGAGUACAAGAUGCUCGAUGAAGAAUUGACUCGUGCUGGCACAGUGCUGGAUGUGUAUGUGGUAUGUAGGAUUUUCGAGAAGAGUGGUGCUGGACCAAAGAAUGGGGCCAAGUAUGGUGCUCCCUUGGACGAGAAGGAGUGGGAUGUGGAUGAGGAGAAUGAGCAGAAGGAGGUGGUUGCCUUGCCUGCGACUGCUCAUCGUGUGGUGGUUCCCUUGACGGAGAUUCGUCCUAACGUGGUUGCUCCUCCUUUGCCCGCGACAGCUGCCGUGGCUCCUCCUGUGGUAGCAACUGGUGGUGACUUUUGCGAUGGUAUUGGGGUGGCUCUUCCUUCGGUAGCAACUGGUGCUGAUUUUUGGGAUGAUAUUGGGGCCUUUUUGGAAACUAACGACCUUGACGGGGAACUUGAUUUGAGUGAUAUGAUUGGGGGUGUUACUUUUCCAUCACUAAACUUUCAUCACGGGGAGUGUAGUACCUACGCUGAAAAUUCCCAAGAACUCAUCAAGGAUCAGGAGCCAUUGGCGGACACCUUUGGAAUUUCUGGGCCUGAAAAUGGCCAGACUCUUGAUAUGGCUGAGCAACAUGAUAUGGGCACAGGUUCAGUGAAAGAUGAAGACAUGGGUGAGCAGAGCGAAAUUGUGAAUCUUCUCAAUUUCAAUGAUGCAUCGGAUAAUAUGGAUCUGGAUCUAUAUUUUGAUGCCGCCCAGAAUCUUCCAACGGCUGAUGAUGAAUCAUUCUUGGAAACCAAUGAUCUUGCAAUUGGGAAUGAGGAUGAUCUCAUUGAGGCUGAUCCUUCUGCGAAUGAUAUUAUGCUAGACAAGUAUCUUCCACUCCCUGAUGAUGAUGAUGGUGAUAUUUGGAAAUAUAUAUCUUUCGAUUAUUCUCAGGUUGCAGAGAGUGAAAACUCUAAUUCCAACCAAGGAUCACCUUUAACCCAGCAGACUGUAGGGGGAGAAACAGCAAAUAAAGCUGUGGUUGGUAAGCAUGAUUCUGAAGCACAAACUAGCAAUGAGGCUUUUUUGGUGCAGAAUACAGAGGAGGCAAAGUUAGCAGCACCAGGAAAUACAAAUCCAUUUGUUAAGCAGGCCUAUGGAUGGUUAGCUAACAUCCCUGCUUCACCUGCACAUGCUUUUGAGUUUCCAGCAAAGGACAUUACUCUUGGGAUUGAUGGUGCAGCUCAGUCUUCCCAUCCAGCUCAUAUAACUACAGGUAUGAUCAGCAUAACAGACAUUACUUUUAGAGGCAAUGCGAUGGAUUGGCCUAUGGGCAAAAUUGGAGGAUUUAACACUGCAAUGUCUACUGAGUUUUCUCAACCGGACGUUAAUUGUGCUGCCUUGAUACCUGUUUCUGGCAAGACCGCAUUUGUAUUGUCACAUGGCUGGAUAUUUUUGACGGGUUUCUCAGUUCUUAUUCUUUCACUUAGUUUCAAGAUUGGAAGCAUCAUGUAUACUGGUAAGUAACUACAAAAAAGGUUGGACACUCCAGAAUAAGCUGCAGUCAUCAAGUAUGAUGUAGUGUUUUAUGGUACUCACUGAAUGACUAGGAUCUCGUGACUUUGUAGAUUUGUUUAUGGUACCUUAUAGUCGAACUGAUCUAUGCAUUCUUCGUGGUAACUUAUUCUCAGAGUUCCAUCAGAUAGAGUAAUACCGUCUUCAUUCAUACGAUUCCUUAGAUAUAUUAUUGUUACAUACUUUUUCCAUAGUGUAAUAGAUGCAAAGUUUUCUGACUGGUAGAGGCGGUCCAUUAUUUAGUUAGAUGAACAUGUAAUUUCAUUCACGUAUUGUAUAGUCCGGAGUGGAUCCUCUAGUUACAGUUUAUGUUCAACCUGUAUUUAUACAUCUCUUUUCUGUUAGACAUUAAA
This is a messenger RNA of Vigna angularis (adzuki bean), 2402 nucleotides long. Its product is annotated as NAC domain-containing protein 78. Gene Ontology annotation, biological process: regulation of DNA-templated transcription. The transcript is spliced from 6 exons. Gene Ontology annotation, molecular function: DNA binding. NCBI's taxonomy places the organism in Eukaryota, Viridiplantae, Streptophyta, Magnoliopsida, Fabales, Fabaceae. The coding region runs from base 163 to 2001 and encodes 612 amino acids. The record is from RefSeq and is a predicted model, not a curated record.